AUGUCUUUCGCUACCCUUCCCUCUGAGCUCAUCAUCCAAAUUUGUGGACACUUGGAACUGAUCGAUUGGUGUGCACUUCGGCUCACCUGCAAGACACUCUUCCUUCGCACGUGGGAACGCUUUGCGGACUCAUCAUUUCAGACUAUUUGUGUAUUGAUCACAAGUGAGGGUCUGAGUCGUCUGGCAGCUCUCGCUGCAGACGAGAAUCUGCGACCACGGGUGAAGGAGCUCUGGAUAGUUCCCACCCUAUUCGAAGGAUCGCUCGAUAAAGAAUACUCGCCACCUGGUCCCAUACCUAUGGCGCUAAAUAACUCGUUCUUUUCUCGGGGGGUCUAUGCGGAGGGAUUGUGGACCGAUACUGAGAUCUUCAACCGUUUCACCGCAUACCAGGCCAUGGUUGCAGAUCAUUGUCAAGUAUUGGAUACGGGUGCCUUUACCAGUGCUCUUAGGAAGUCGCUGGCUUGCUUCAAUAAUCUGGGAGGGGUCGGGCUGCGAUCCUGUCCAACGUGGGUACUACUCGAUUCGUCGAGGCCGAUGAAAUUCCCGUGCUUAGGAGUACGCCACCUUCGCGAUCAGCUACCCUGUCACAGGACAGUACGUUCAUCCGGCUACUCCGAACGUGCGAAGGCCACAAUGGGAGAUAAACAUGCAAGGGUUUUUCUGGAAGUCAUAGAUGCGGUUGUUACGGCACAGCAAAAGCUGCAGAGACUCGAGACGUGCGAUCGUCACCACUGCGGUGUAGCGGCGCAGGAUCUCAUAACAUUAACGACAAAACCGCAGUAUCAGCAAUUCCUACAGCUUCUCCAGACUCUCGAGAAUCUUCAUCUGUGCCUCUGUAGCACGGGAAAAGUGCCCGCAAGGGACGAACACGGAGAUCGUCUGCGGGGUAUACUGGAGAUGGUGGUGACCGCCGCUCCCGGCUUGCGGACCCUCACCUUCUCACUCUCCUGCACCCCCGAAAAGCACCUCAAGCCGCAACUGUUCUCCCAACUCGCCCAGCGCGUCUACUUUACACGGCUGGUGGAGGUGGAACUCCGCGAUCUUGAUACCACGCGGGACGACCUUCGAGCGUUCCUCCGCUCUGCGACGACCACUCUCCAGCGUCUCAGCCUAUCCUCAAUAAGCCUAGCCGAGUCCAUCCAGACCGCCUCGCCCUGGAAUCCCCGUGCCUCUCGUGCCGACAGAAAACAAUGGCAAGUCAACUACAGGGCAGAGAUCGUGCACCGGUGGCAGACGGUCUGGGCGAACCUCUAUGAUGAUCUGCCCUCGCUCCGUUACCUCUACAUGGGUAACCUCUUAUUCCGCGGCCAUCCGAUCGACGUGAGCGAUCCCCUGUGGAUGCGGAGUGGGAGAUCACGUCAGACAUGCCAUGCUAGGGCUGUCGCCUUCGACGCCGACCACGCGCAAAUUCCGCUGGGUGAAUGGAUUCGCCAGCUGAAGGCUAACGCGUCGGAAAUGGUGAUGAAUGACUUUCUACCGGAGUGGCGGUGGGUCGGGCGGAGCUCAACGCCCCAUUUCGUCUCUGGUCCGUUCCGCCAACGGCCGUCAGCUGCGGGCAGAAACGAACAACAGUCAGAUUAG
Molecule: messenger RNA, 1581 nt
Organism: Aspergillus saccharolyticus JOP 1030-1
Lineage: Eukaryota; Fungi; Ascomycota; Eurotiomycetes; Eurotiales; Aspergillaceae
Product: F-box protein
Exons: 2
Coding region: 1-1581 (526 amino acids)
Molecular function (GO): protein binding
Source: RefSeq, a predicted model, not a curated record